Messenger RNA from Cladocopium goreaui, 5943 nucleotides. The record is from the annotation of a GenBank genome assembly. NCBI's taxonomy places the organism in Eukaryota, Dinophyceae, Suessiales, Symbiodiniaceae.
AUGUCGACCGGCCAUUUUGGCCCCGAGCUACAACCAUUUAGGAAUCGUGAUGCAGCAGCAGUCUUUGAUGAUGAUCGUGCUGUACACCAACGAGAUCCUGCGUUUGCCAACGAAGAGCUCAUGGAAGUUGAAGUUGAAGUUGAGGAAGUUGAAGAUGCAGACACGUCCUCCAGCGAGUCAGACACUGCUGAGCCUAGAAGGCCCGCUGUUGUCUUCACGCUGGACAGAGAUCCUCUACAUUGUCGACCGCGAUGGAGCUCCUAUGAAAAGUUGCACAAGGACAUAGCGGUUUUGAUGGAACUCAGCAUCCAUGACAUCACACUCCUUCACUCAGUUCAAGCAAUACCAGUGGAUCUACACUCUGCCAGAAUCCAGCCUUUCAUUGCGCAGAAGCCAGAUGAUCUCACUGAGGGAUCCACUUUUCAGAUGGUGCUGGUUGAUGUCGAAUUUCACAAUGCGCAGCCAUCUCUUGAAGCUGAGACAGUCAGAAGGGUCAAGUUGCUGCCCAUGACUGUGUCUCGCAAGGCCAUCAUUGCAUUGUUGGGACUGGAAGCGCAUUGCCGCUAUGUGAGAAAUGCUUGCCUGGUUUGGCACAACAUGCGACAGGUGAAAACACAGACCAGGGCCCUUCUGAACUUCAACCAUGGAGAUUAUCUCAAAGUGGUUGUACCACCAGGAAGAGGCACCCUCAAAAAAUUUUACACACGAGAAGUUGCGCAAUGUUUCCGAAGAGGCUAUCGACCAUCAAAUAUUCCUGCAGUUUUAGAAGCGCAUCCAGAUGGAAUCAAUGUUGUGGACAUGCCAGUUGUGGACACUUUCAACUAUGUGCCCAGGGCCAUUGAUUUGGACUAUGACAGGGAUGCUAUGGCUCUCUUCCAGUUGCCCGGCUGGAGUGUCCCGCCAUUUGACGAAUGGCCACCCUUUCUCUCUGGGCGAUGUGAUCCUCCUGAGAUUUAUUGCAGACUUACUGAGGAGGACUGCAGAGAACCGCCCAGUCUUACAGUCUCGGAUGAGAUGCCGGCUGAAGAAGGACGGCCAGAAUUGAGAUUUGGCGAAACGACCAACUUCUUGCAGAUCCUCUUUCCUGUUUGGACACAACUUGCAGCAGUUGAACAAGCAGAAGAAGGAAGGGUUUUGUAUGUGAGGACAUGGUACACAGACCAUCACAGAUUUCCACAGUGUGAUGAGGACAGACCAGUCCGACUACGGGAGAAUCCCUGGAGUUGGCAAGACACCAUUGCAGAAGCCUGGGAUGACAGAAUUGAUCCUGAUGCGCAGGUUGACAUGUACCUUGUGAAACCUCCUCCACAUGGUACUGUUCCUCAUGUCGUCAUUGUGCAACAUGCCUUGCCGGAGCUGCGAAGCCUCUACAUCAUGGCUCUAGAUCCAGAUCAAGAACCAGGACAGAAAAGAGAGCUGGUCACGGCUGGACCUAGGAACUUGCGCAAAAGAUUCUUUCUGACACAUCUCCACAUCCUCCAGGAGCACAUGGUUGAGAGCUUGAUUGACUGCAUGGUCUGGCAUGGUGAUCAUUUAUUGGACCAUGAAGAAGUUUUUCCUGCAAGGCAUGGCGACAGCUUCCUGGUCAUCCAGAAUCAUCUUAGGGACAUCGUCAACAGAGCGGCAGCAAGCAGUUCGGCAAGCUCCAGCACAGGAGGGCUCAACCUACUCCAAACAAAGGCCAAGAGAGUUGUCAGUCUGGAAGAAGCAAUUCCAGCGCACCAGAAUGACGAAGUUCGAGUGCUACGUGUUGUUUGGGCAGCAAGCAAUAGCCCCCAUCCAUCCUUCAUCGAACUCAACCAGCCAGUGACGGAGGCUGCUACUCAUGAAGAAUUAGCGAAAUGGGGUCUUAGUUGCCACGCGGUUCUUUGUGAGGAACGAGACACAGUAGUAUGCCUACAUGCUGAUCAUGGUGAAGGGACACAACAUCACUAUGUCUUUGUCAACAUGGACAUGCAGGACUUUGACACGAUCUUCUUGCACACUGCACAAAAGAAGAUGAGCAUCAACGAGAUCCUGCGACAUCUGUAUGCACUAGGAUACUGGAGAGCUGUGGUACUAUCUGAGCACAACCUGGGGCAAGGGGUCCAUAAGAUCACCUUUCAGAAUCAGCAAGUGGUGAUGAUGAAAACGAAGUCAAUUGCGAGACCCACCCCGAACUGGCCAAGACAUCGGAAAGGGAGCCGAGGACUGGAGCCCUUCUACACCGGAGGCAACGAGGCAGCCAGUCAACAACUUAUCAGAACGGAACUGCGGGCAUCUGACAUUCAGGAGCUAUUUGCUUCCCAUGAUCAGGUCUUGAACAAGGACUUUGGCAAUCUUUCUCCUCCGGAUGUAGCGCUUCAGGCCCUUGCAGGAUGCGACCCCAGCAUUGAUAACGCUGACCUGGACCGUUUGAUCAUCUACACAGAUGGUUCGUCUCUGGGAUCCCUGCCACAUGUUCCACCACUCUUGGCAGAAGAAGAAGGCCGAGGCGAUACGUGGGCAUUCUUGGUCUUGGGCGAGCGAUAUGACCCACCUGGACUGAAGUUUCUGGGAUGGUCCGCGCAGGCAGUUCACUAUGAUGCCACCAGCAAGAUGCAUCUUGGAGCCCAUCGACUAGGUGCAGACAUGGCAGAGCGUGAAGGGCUUACCUGGGCAGCAUUGUGGCGGUUGAGUCAAAACUGGAGAAUAGAUACGUGUUUCAGGUCUGACUCUAGAACGGCACUGGGUCAGGCAGAAGGAACUAAGGGCUCCCUCUCCAUGGACGAGAGCUUUACCAUCCUGAGGGCAACGUUCCAAGCGAUUGAAGCGGCUCUUGCUCCCAAUGAGGUUCUCUAUGCACAUGUGCCAGGACAUGCGGGCGAAGCAUGGAAUGAGCUAUGCGAUUGGUUGGCCAAGCAGGAGCGCAUCAAGAGCUUUUACUGUACCAGGCCUGCACUGGAUGUACCGAAAUGGAGGAGAGAAAUUGGACAUGCUUGGAUGCUCUUCAACAAGGACCUUGAUGUCCCCAGCUUUUGUGGAGAGGGUUUCCAUGCUCCAGCUCCUUCGCUUCCAUGCCCUGCACUAUCUCGUGCAAUAGCGUCAGAACCUGUAUGCCAUGUACCUGUCCACUUCGCAUUGAGCGCAUGUACGGCCAAUGUUGGGUCUUUGAGUUCUGGCAACGAGGGAUAUGCUGGCAGAGUUCAUUAUAUUCGUCAGCAAAUGAAGGCUCUGAAGUUCAAUUUCCUUGGGCUUCAGGAAUCCAGAACCCCAGAAUUUUGCUCUUACGUGGACAAGAUCUACAGGAUGGCCUCUGGAUGCGACCAACAUCAUCAUGGAGUUGAACUCUGGAUCAAUCUGGAGCAGCCCUAUGCAUAUGUCAAAGGCCGACCUUGCUUCCUGGAAACUGGAGACAUUACGGUGGUCUACAAGGACUCUCGCAUCCUCAUGGCCCAGAUCGAAACGAGAUUCUGGAGAUGUUGGAUCAUUGUGGCCUACGCUCCUCAGAGUGGCAUCAGCUUCAAAGAAAGACAGCAAUGGUGGUCACAUUUGGAGGAAAUUGCACAUCACAGGCAACCACAUGAUGAGAUGAUUGUCCUGAUUGAUGCCAACGCCUCCCCGGGAGGAUAUGAUGGCUCAGCUGUUUUCACAUGUGAUCUGCCCACGUCAUCAGCCACGCCCCUCUUACGUGACUUUGUGCAGACGCAGAACCUUUUUCUACCCUGCACUACGGAAGUACAUGACGGAGCCAGAAACACAUGGACAGAUCCAAGCGGGCUGCACUCCUACUGCAUUGACUAUGUCCUCCUCUCUGAAGGUUUUCGAGAUGCAUGUACAUUGUCCCGGACAGUUCAGGAGUUUGACAUCAGCCCCGGAGUCUGGGACCAUGAGGCCACAGCUGUAGACCUGAGAUGGCGCAAGAACAUGCCACAACCCAGCGCAAAACAAACCCAACAGAUCAGCUUCGAUAUCUCCCAACUGAGCCCGGACAAAGUUGAACAAGCCCUCGACUUGUACCAACCGAAUAGCUGGGAAACAGACAUCGAGACACAGAUCAAUGAAUUUAACUACACCAUCUUGGAUGGCCUGCACAAGAUAUGUCCUCGACCACAACCGGCAGCCAAGAAACAAUAUGUCAAUGAUGAAGCUUGGGCGCUGCGAAAGGACAAGCUCAUGGUCAACGGCCAGUUGAAAGACUUGAAAUGCAGACGGCGUGAUGAAAGACUUGUUUCCAUUUUCCAAUUGUGGAGACGCCACAAGGCUGAGAAUUCAGAGGUGGUCGGUAGCAUCACUGAGCGCUUCCAGCCCUACAUGAUCUUUCUCGACAUCAAGAAUCUACGACUUGUUGCUCAAUAUCACGCGGACUGCAAGAGACUCCGUAAAGUCCUUCGGAGGGCGAAACAAGACCUCAUCCAACAACAGAUCGAGGUUUUACCAGAAGGGGCACCAGCCUCCAAGAUCUUGAACGUUCUCAAACCCAUCCUAGGGCCUUCCAAUCUCAAGAAGCUCAAACAGAGUACAUUGCCGCAUGUGAGAAAGGAGAAUGGCGAGAUUUGUACUCUGCCGAAUGAGAUCAUCGAGACAUGGCUAGGCUUUUUUGGCACCAUGGAGGGAGGUUGUAGAGUUGACCUAGCGCAGCAACGAGAGCUAUGGAUUCACAACCUUGAAGAGCUGAGGCAACUGGAGUUUGACAUUCAGGUCGGGGCGAGAUUGGGACUCUCUGAAGACUUGCUUGGUGAUUUGCAUCAACAUCUUGCAGAGCCACCGGCUGUUGCCCAAGCCUGCUUGCCCUUUCACAUGCAGAACACCUUGAAAGCGUUGCACGUGGACACCCACUUCCAUGUGAAGGGCCAGAUGGAUCACUGCCGCACUCGACUUGGGUCCAGGCCGGGAGAUUGUUUUGCGGACGUCAUAUUCUCUUAUUUGUGGGGGCGCCUGCUCAAACAACUACAAGUUCAGAUGCAUGAGAUGGGCUUUGAAGCAGAGAUCCCUCACCACGCAGGACCGCAAUUACCAGAGUCAGUUCCGGAAGCGAUUCCGGACCAUGAUUUGGAAUUGGCGGAGAAGAUUUACCUACGUCUUACGGAAUGCACUGCAGAUGAUCUGGUUGAGCAAGAGGUGCGCCAAGUCAUUGGGACGCAUCCUACAUCCUGGCAUUCCUGUAGGGCAACAUUGGCCUACUUGCUCGAGGAGCUCUCCGACCAGGACAUCGAGGUCUUGGACAUUGGGGACAUUGACAUCAAGCACCUCCUGAAGUACCUGACCACCACGCAGGCAUGGCCUUUCCUGGAGGAUUGUCCACAACGGGGAGGGCAGCGAGACCUCAGAGGACGUUUGGAAGCACUGGAGAAUCAAUGUCUGGAGGCAUCCAUUGCAGGAGGCAUGGAGCAUCCCGCAGAGCCGGCGGACACAGACAAGGCCCCGACUAUGCUGGUUGAGGACAUGGAUCUUUUCACUUCGAAUUGGAGCCAGGCCGCAGCUGAGUGCUACUUUGUGCGCAGCAACUUGAACUUCAUGCUGCAAGCCGUUCGUUGGACGCUUAGUGACUGCUUCGGGAUGCUCCGAGAUGAAGUGCUUCGACACUUGAAGAAGUGCUUCGACAGUGUUGAACUGUUCCGUGAUUGCCGAGGCGUCAAUAGCUUCUGCUUGUCCAUGGCCAUGGAGGACUUGUGGAUGAAUCCGACCCUUUUGGCGGCUGCAGCAGAGGCCCUCACGCUCAAUGGAGGCAGCUCCUACGAAGUCUCCAGUGACUUGGCAGAUGCAGAGCUCUGGCAAGUGCUGCAACAAGCGCGCCCAGGGUGGUCCACGCCCAAGCAGAUUGGCAGGUCCGAGUCGGACCUCCAAGCUGCCAUGUGCAGCCUCCAUGUUCUGCCGAUCGGUGCCUGGAGCGCCUGUGCCCUCUCCAGCGACUUGAACGGCCGCCUGAGGGCUGCGGGGCAGAAGAUUUUCACCGCCACCACGGUCAUGGAGUCGGAGCCCUAG